AAAUAUACAUAAACAAAGUAGUGUUCCAGUGCCUUAGGCAGUCAGUCUCUGGGAGAACUGACACAUCAGUACCCAGAAGAGCUUGGCAGAUCUGCAGCCAUAGCCUCAUGAUGAGACUGUGAUUCACACCCUAGAAGCCAGGGGACUUUCCAUUACACCUACAUACCGCAUGGCCCCUGCAUGCAGUGUUUUUCUAAGCCUACCCUACACACACACACACACACACACACACACUCUUACACAAGCAUGUCUGCAGUGGUAUGUCCAACAGUCUCAUGUGUCUCAUGUCUUCUUUCUACUAGCCCUGUGAAGCCAGAGGAAAUGGACUGGUCUGAGCUUUACCCAGAGUUCUUUGCUCCGCUUACUCAAAAUAAGAGCCAUGAUGAUCCAAAGGAUGAGAAAGAAAAGCACUCUGGGGCCCAAGUGGAGUUUGCAGACAUAGGCUGUGGCUAUGGUGGCUUGUUAGUGGCACUGUCACCGCUCUUCCCAGAUACCCUGAUUCUGGGUCUGGAGAUUCGGGUGAAGGUGUCGGACUAUGUUCAGGACAGGAUUCGGGCCCUCCGUGCAGCUCCUGGGGGCGGAUUCCAGAACAUUGCCUGUCUCCGCAGUAACGCCAUGAAACACCUUCCUAACUUCUUCCGCAAGGGCCAGCUGGCAAAGAUGUUCUUCCUCUUCCCGGACCCACACUUUAAGCGGACAAAGCAUAAAUGGAGAAUCAUCAGCCCCACACUUCUGGCAGAAUAUGCCUACGUGCUGAGAGUUGGGGGCCUGGUAUACACCAUCACCGAUGUACCGGAGCUGCAUGAGUGGAUGUGCACCCAUUUUGAAGAGCACCCACUGUUUGAGCGUGUGCCUCUGGAAGAGCUAAGUGAAGACCUCAUUGUGGAACAUCUAGGCACUUCAACUGAGGAAGGAAAGAAAGUUCUACGCAAUGGAGGAAAGAAUUUCCCAGCCGUCUUCCGAAGAAUACAGGAUCCUCUCCUCCAGGCAGUGGCCCCAAACCCCACCCUGCCUUAGCCGAACCCCCUCUUCUAGUGACUGAAAAAAGAUCAGCUCCCCAUUCCAGGCCUUCCCAGACUGGUGGGACUGUGGGGCCGUGACCUCUCCAAGAAGUUGGGGUGCAGUCUGUGGUGUUCCUUAGCCGUCACUCUUACUGCCUUUUCUUCCAGUGUCAGAAGAAAUCAGAUGAAGCUGGCUGAGAAGGUCAAAGGACCGUGGGCCAGAGGGGAUAUUUGGAGGGCUGUGGGUAUUCUGUUCUCCUUGAGCACGCCCCCCCCCCUCCUGGGGCUUCUCUAGCUGGGGCAGAGCAUGUGAUGCCCCACUGUCUAGGCCGUGUGUGUGUGUGUGUGUGUGUGUGUGUGUGUGUGUGUGUGUGUAAACAUGUGAUGCCCACUGUCUAGGCCAUAUGUGUGGAGAAACAUGAAGACCCACUGUCUAGUCUGUGUGUGUGGAGAAACAUGUGAUGCCCAUUGUCUAGGCCGUGUGUGGCUCAGGUUGCCUUCACUUGUGUUUACUUUGCAGUCCUGGGAAUGAUCAGGGUGUGUGCCCACGUACCCAUAUGUGUGUCCACAUGCCCUUGUGUGUGUGUCCACAUGCUCGUGUGUGUGCCCAUGUGUGGAGUCUCUGAAGAGCAAGGGGGUAGAGAGCCUUCCUUGUCUCUACCAUGUUGAACUUGAUUCCAGAAUUUCAGACCUGACUGGCAUAGUUGUGUCUGAUGGGGAGAGGGAGGGAAGGCGGAGGAACAGGGAGAU
Messenger RNA from Mus pahari (shrew mouse), 1751 nucleotides. RefSeq names its product methyltransferase like 1 (gene Mettl1). The record is from RefSeq and is a predicted model, not a curated record. Gene Ontology annotation, biological process: RNA (guanine-N7)-methylation; tRNA methylation. Gene Ontology annotation, molecular function: tRNA (guanine(46)-N7)-methyltransferase activity. The coding region runs from base 181 to 1017 and encodes 278 amino acids. Gene Ontology annotation, cellular component: tRNA methyltransferase complex. The transcript has 5 exons. Lineage: Eukaryota; Metazoa; Chordata; Mammalia; Rodentia; Muridae.